GGGAGGGAGGAGGGUUGGCAAGGGGGAGCGCCAUCUUUGAGCGGCGAGUUGAGGGAGCAGCGCCUCAGCGGUAGCCCUCGUCUGUUGUUGUUUAUUCGGUAUUAGUGUCAUCGUUAUCAUCUUGUCGUCGUGAGCGCGACUUGAUCGUAUCGACGGGCGACACGGUUUUUGUUUUAUUAAACCCAUCGCCGCCUCACGUCGUCAUCGCGGCCACCCUCAGUCGCCGCUCGGCGCGUGCGAGCGCGAGCCCCCAUGGCCUCCGAAGGCAACGCAGAGCAGGUGCAGGAGUACGUUCCGGAGAAAGUGAAGAAAGCGGAGCGAAAACUUGAGGACAACCCGUAUGACAUCGAAGCAUGGAGCGUGCUCAUCCGAGAGGCGCAGAAUCAAGUUCCCGACAAGGCCCGGCGCAUCCUGGAGCGGCUCGUUAACCAAUUCACCAAUUCUGGUCGAUACUGGAAGACCUACAUAGAGGCAGAGAUAAAAUCCAAACACUUUGACAGAGUAGAAAAGCUGUUCCAGCGAUGUCUCAUGAAGGUUCUGCACAUCGAUUUGUGGAAAUGCUACCUCACCUACGUGCGCGACACCAAGGGAAAGCUGCCCAGUUUCAAAGAGAAGAUGGCUCAGGCCUAUGACUUUGCCCUGGACAAGAUUGGAAUGGACAUCAUGUCUUACCCAAUCUGGGUUGACUACAUCAGCUUCCUUAAGGGAGUGGAGGCGGUGGGCUCGUACGCGGAGAACCAGCGCAUCACGGCCGUGCGCAGGGUCUACCAGCGUGGAUGCGUCAACCCCAUGAUCAACAUCGAGCACCUGUGGCGAGACUACAACAAAUACGAGGAGGGCAUUAACGUGCACCUUGCCAAGAAGAUGAUCGACGAUCGGAGCCGAGAUUACAUGAACGCACGCCGUGUCGCCAAGGAGUACGAGACCGUGACCAAGGGGCUGGACAGGAACGCGCCGUCGGUGCCGCCCCAGAACACGCCACAGGAGGCGCACCAGGUGGAGCUGUGGAAGCGCUACAUCCAGUGGGAGAAGGGCAACCCGCUGCGCACCGAGGACCAGACGCUGCUCACCAAGCGCGUGAUGUUUGCAUACGAGCAGUGCCUGCUGGUGCUCGGCCACCACCCCGACAUCUGGUACGAAGCGGCGCAAUACCUGGAGCACUCAAGCAAGCUUCUCGCGGAGAAGGGGGACAUCAACAACUCGAAACUCUUCAGCGACGAGGCGGCCGCCAUCUAUGAGCGUGCCAUCAGCACCCUGCUACGCAAAAACAUGCUCCUCUACUUCGCGUACGCAGACUUCGAAGAGAGCCGCAUGAAAUACGAGAAGGUGCACAGCAUUUACAGCCGCCUGGCUGCCGUGGAGGACAUCGACCCCACGCUGGUCUACAUCCAGUACAUGAAGUUUGCGCGGCGCGCUGAAGGCAUCAAGGCGGGCCGCACCGUGUUCAAGAAGGCGCGCGAGGACAUUCGCACGCGGCACCACGUCUACGUGGCGGCCGCCCUCAUGGAGUACUACUGCAGCAAGGACAAGGCGGUCGCGUUCAAGAUUUUCGAGUUGGGAUUGAAGAAAUAUGGCGACACGCCCGAGUAUAUCCUCGCGUACAUUGACUACCUCUCGCAUCUCAAUGAGGACAACAACACCAGAGUGCUGUUUGAGCGAGUGCUGACGUCUGGAAGCCUACCGCCUGAAAAAUCCAGCGAGAUUUGGGCGCGCUUCCUGAGCUUCGAGAGCAGCAUCGGCGACCUGGCGAGCAUCCUCAAGGUGGAGAAGCGGCGCUUCACCGCGUUCCGCGAGGAGUACGAUGGCAAGGAGACGGCGCUGCUUGUCGACCGCUACCAGUUCAUGGACCUGUACCCCUGCUCUUCGUCCGAGCUCAAGGCUCUGGGAUACAAGGACGUAACGCGCGCUAAGAUGACGUCGUCCCAGCCAGACCCUGUGUCCGUCCCGUCGACCGCGCCGACCUCCUCGGAGGAGGACGUAACGAGGAAGCCUGAAUACCCCAAACCAAACAUCCACCAGAUGACGCCGUUUCAGCCAAGACACAUGGCUCCUCCUGGCCUGCACCCUGUUCCGGGAGGAGUAUUCCCCGUUCCUCCCGCCGCCGUGCACCUCAUGAAGCUUUGUCCGCCCCCCUUAAGCUUCCAGGGCCCGUUCGUGCACGUGGACAAGUUGAUCGACCUCUUCAGGGAAUUCAAGCUCCCGGAGACGGUGGGAAAGGCGGUCGAGCUCAUCUCCCAGAGCCACGCGUCGGCCGAGGCGGCCGCGGCCACGGCGUCGGCGGCCGAGGGGAACAACGGCAGCGCCGACGGCGGCUCCCACCGGGGUCACGACACCGUGCGCAGGUCGGGGGCGGUGAAGCGCUCGGCGGCGGACGACUCGGACGAGGAGGACGACAAGGCGAGGGCGGGCGGAGGGGCGUCCUCGUCCUCCGUCUCUUCGGCGUCGUCCUCGAACGCUAAACGGGCGAUGACUUCUACCACCCCGCCCGCCCAUGACAUUUACCGCGUGCGGCAGCAGAAGAAAGUGCGAUAGUGCCGCUACGCCCCUCCCUCCCUCCCAUCCAUCCAUCCAUCCAUCCCUCCCGUAGCACGCUCAGCGCACUCCCACACUGAGCUUGCCACCUGUAUAGAUGGGUUUACCAUUCACACCAGGCUUGUCCACCUCCAGUGUACAUUGGGCUUGCCACCUGUACAGACUGCUGUUGCCUCCGCUGCAUGCAUUAAACUUACCACCACUUUUCAAUACCUGUCUUUGUGGGUUUGUCUUUUACAAACUGGGCUGACUGCAAGUAUAAAUUGGGCUUGCCACUUGCACAGACUUCACUUGCCAUCCAUCGGUACGUGGUAUACAACCUCUGCUGACAGGCCUUACUCAGAAGUGUACAGCUACCAGUUUGCACCGGGUUUGAUGUCGUUGAAAGCAUGGAACUUGAUCCCACUCCUGAAUGCACUUGUCAUUGGUAUCGACUGGGUUUGGCACCUGUACAUCCCGGGCUUUCCACCGAUAUCUCAUCCUGACUUGCCAAAUGUGUCCAAUGUGAAUUACACCAGUGCAGGCUAGGCCUAUUGUACCUGUGGUGUGGUGGUCCAUCGUGUCGACAAUAGUCCCAAGGCAAUGCUCCACGCACAAGGGACACUGAUGGCGCUGCAGUGGCAGGUGAUGCCGGUGGCGUCGGUAGUGUUAGCCGCUGCCAGCGUUAUUGCGCAGUCUGUGGAGCGUGUGUGUGUGUGUUGGAGGAGGAGCGGUGGUGUAGCGGUUAGCGCGCUGCGAACCCGGCAACCCGGGUUAGUAUUCCCGCUCGCGGCCAACACGAGUACGGAUUAUCCUGAACUGGUCGUGGGCUUUCCCCUAGAUCGACUCGGCCUCAAAUGAGUACCUGGUGCGGUGUGUAAAACAUCGCCACUGGGGAGACAAAGGCGGCCGCGCGUGGUGUUGGCCACCCGCCCCCUCGUGUGCCGUUCCGGCCUUCAUAGGUAUUCGUGAACAGCACUUGCCCCAACAUUAUGUUAAGGCUAUACAGGGCAUCUUUCUCUUUGCUGUGUCGAUGGGAAACCCCUCAUGAUUGCUCCAGACCUUUCGUGCUACGCUGCUUGCAAAUACUCUUUUGCAAUGUGGAUAAUUAAACAUCUAGAACAUGACAGCAAAGAGAAUGCAAGCAAAAUGGACUUCAUUUUUUGUUAUUUUAUAAAGUUCACUUUCCACGGCCACGUGGGAGAGAGAGCGACAUUCUUUGUGUUCAAUUUGUAACAACAAAAACGCCUUGAGGAAUUUACAGGCCCGACAUUGUCCUGAGUAAACUUGGGACCAAAUGCGAGUUUCCGAGAUGAGCUACAUUUGUUCAAUUUGAAAACCCUUUUGAAAAAAAAAAGAAUACUUUUUAAGGAGGACGCAUUGCAAACAAAAAAGCAAGUAGCUAUUGUCGGUGUUUUCUCAGACCGUCUCAAGCUGCCUUGACAUCAAUUUGCGGCUUUGCUAACGAGAGAUAAAAUGAUGUCAUCAUGGCCGCAGCCUCUCUAGUGGGUGUCACAACGUUACUGCAGGGCUACAGCACCGUACUUAUUUUUUUCUUUUUUUCUCAAUCUCUUGUUGGGCAACCUGGGAUACUACGGCCUAGAUUUGUACCAACGGGAUGCGAACUUGCGUAUCGAGUUGCUCACUUGGUGAUCGGGCGUAAAAAGUUUGGGCACGUUAAGCGGCACGUGGUAUUUUGUGCCACGCGGCAGGUCAAUCGGAUCUUCCCAGAUAAAGAGCUCUGGCCCAUUAACGCCUUCAGCAAUGCUGCUGGAGUAAGGUUUUUGUGGCAUUUUGGGUUGGAGAGGAACGCUCUAACGGCUCUUAAAGAGUGGCUGCUUGUGAUGUCACUGCGUGGAAACGUGCACCACCGUCCACGUACUUUAAAUUUUCCCAUCUACGUGGGGAAUUAAAAGUACGAGACAUCACGACAUCAUGAACGAAUUGUUCUAGAUCUACUUUAAAGAGGACGUGCAAGCCUCUUCAUGAGCUACUAGCAGUCGGCAAAUGAUGGUGUAACUAUUUUUCACCUCUUCGACCAAAUCACCUGACAUGCGACCAAUCUUUUCAUAUUUCAGAAGCUAGGCAGCGUUGAGCCUCAAUAGUGCUUGGACGGGCGACCACGGCAUGAAUGCAGGUGCAGGCUGUCGCGUGGCUACGCCGCGAGUCGAGAUUGGUGAGGAAAAAUCUAUUGUACUGUAUUAUUUUACAAUAUCUGCGCUCCCUGUUGUCCCGAGCCAGUGCCGGUGAAGUACGGCAUCGAGGCCUCUACAAGCGACGCGGCAAGGAGGGGGGGCGGUGGGGUGGGGGGAGGCCCUUAUCCAGCUGUGCAAUUUCACCUUCGACUGCUGGGAACGAAUGCCGAGGAUGUUGAGCUCGGACUUGGGUCAGUGGGCCAGUCACGGGUUCCCUCUGUGCACCGUUUGUGGAUCAUCUUCGAUGGAAUUGAGAUGCUCCUCGAGGAAUUGCCCCUUUGUGGUGGACGUCGUUCAAAGGGGAGAAAAUUCCUCAAAUGUCAAUUCACCCUUCAGGGACGGUCUUGAUAUUUAUGGAAAAAACGAACCUCUUAAACGCGUUGCGCGCACAUGCUGCUGUAAACGCCGACCGGAGCGCGUGCACUCUGCACUUCUCAACAUGCAGACCCGACGCAGUCCGCGCGAGAAUGCACUGACAUUUCAUGCUUGAUGAUGGGAAGAGUUGGGGCGGGGGAGGGGAUGGGAAAACCUAAAAAUAUUUUUUAAUGCAUUGUAUAAAUUUACAUCAAUGUGUGAGACACUGUAAGUCCGACUGUGUUUUUAUUGUGUGCGUUGCAGAGGUGUAUAUAAGACGACGCGAACGCAUUUUUUGUUUGUUUCGCGCUUUACUUUUUUGCGCGUUCAAAUGCGACGGCCGCGCUUGGAUUUUUACCCUGACGCGACUCUGCACACGCAGGGCCGACGGCGGCAGCCGAAUUGACGUGCUAUGUCGAAUCGUGCAAAAAAUACACCUGAAAGUUGGGGAGGGGGGGGGGGAACCAGUUCCUAGCCAAGUGAUGUCGCUUAAUGUUCGCGUGGAAUGUUUCGACGUUGAGCCAGCCAUGGUUAGAUUUGUCAUUUUUUGUUUUUCGCCGUAUUUCCAUGCCAAAACUUCAUGCUCGAAGCGCAGCACAGUCUAUACACGAUGUCGUUUUGGAAAUUGUUAUCAGUGGUCAAAAUUGGUUUAACACGUCGGCAUUCGCGACCGCAACUCUGGCUGUCGCCUGAUGAUGCUAGUUGUAAUUACUGGUGAAACAUCGUACUCGAAUUGUAAAUGUUGUGGGUUUGCUCUCCAUUACACCGGUGUGCUGUACUUGUAACGAAUUGCCAUGUUUUGUCUAAGUGACAAAGCUUACUAAUUGGCUGUGUCGGGUGGAGGCGGGCUUAACGGCACAUUUAUGCGAUCUAACCCUAAAAACCUAACCCCUAAAACCUCUGUUAUGGAGUUGGCAAUAUACAAAUACAGGGUGCUUCAAACGAAUUUGAACACUUCUGAGAAUUUGCAACAACGCCACAAGAAAUAUGCCUCUGGAGACCACCCGGAGAAGAUUCCAGGCAUGCGUUGACAACGAUGGCGAACAAGUGGAGAGUGACUUUUCGAAGCUAUUACCAUCACAUUUGUUAUCAUGUUCUUUUUCCAUUAAAAACUAAAAUCCCAUAAAAGUGUUAACAUUUUUUGGAAGCACCCUGUAGGCAAGUCCCCACCGUGUGAAACGUAUUUGUCCUGCUGCCCAUGCUCUCCGGCGCUCUCCCUCUGCGGUGAAACAUCGAGGCGUAGAAGCAGGACCCCAGUUCUGAAGAGUUUUGUUUCGGUGAUAUCCGCGUUGUGCUCCGAUGAGAAGUGCCGGCGUGGUGUAACCGUCAUGUUUUGGCUCGUUUCAACAACCGCUUGUAAGUAUAUGUUAAAAAAAACCUCCCACAAGAUAGAAAGUUUUCAUACUUUUGUUAAAUAUAUAGCAGACGUCAUUCUUUUUCCACUUACAAAUGUGUACAAUAAUGCCAGCGCGCCGCGGACGUUUAUACGUUGAUGUGCAUGUUACACUAACUAGGGCGUGAAAGUGAAAUACAUGGAUACAUUCAAGGAUCGUGUUCAUUGCUUCAGGGUAGGAUGCCUUAGACCAAGAGAGUGUCUCCGAGGCUUACAUUUCACGUCUUGAAAAUGUAUUCUGAAGUGGCUUAAUAAAAAAAAAUGUCCCUGUACCUAAAUUGCAGGCGAUGCCAAUGUGAAUAUUUACAGCCCCGUGCGGCCUGGUGGAUGGUCCCCACUGGGUUCCACGUGUGAGCCAGUUUCAGAUGCGAGUGGGAGAAGGACAUUUGCAAAUGUGGUGAACUGUGCCUGGUUCCCGAAGCCACGUGACAUUGCCACGUGAACCGGACAGCCCUGACCAUUGAAAUGUUUGGCGCUUUGGCAGUGAGCCCCUGCGCCCAAUUAAAUUAGAACCGGAUAUGAUUUUAAUGUAUUUAGGACCCCGUGAAUCCACCACACCGUGGCUUGUACAUUUUGACUAAAAACGAAAUAAAUGGAAAUUAUUGACA
This is a messenger RNA of Lethenteron reissneri (Far Eastern brook lamprey), 7061 nucleotides long. It is a transcript of the gene CSTF3, whose product is annotated as cleavage stimulation factor subunit 3. Gene Ontology annotation, cellular component: nucleus. Lineage: Eukaryota; Metazoa; Chordata; Hyperoartia; Petromyzontiformes; Petromyzontidae. The record is from RefSeq and is a predicted model, not a curated record. Gene Ontology annotation, biological process: mRNA 3'-end processing. Gene Ontology annotation, molecular function: mRNA binding; protein binding.